Didymodactylos carnosus is the source of this 456-nucleotide messenger RNA. The record is from the annotation of a GenBank genome assembly. NCBI's taxonomy places the organism in Eukaryota, Metazoa, Rotifera, Eurotatoria, Philodinida, Philodinidae.
AUGUUUUGUGGGGCAAGCCGUUCUUUAGAAGAUGUAAUUAAUGAAAAUCGUUUUUUUCGAUAUACUUCAUAUUAUGAACUGCAUAUUACACAUAAAGAUCCUGAUACACCAACAAUUGUGUUACAUUUUACAGACGGAAGCAAAACAGUGGCAACAAUUCAACAGUUAUUAGACAAAAAAUAUACAAAAAUUCAGUUAAGAAUCCAAACUGAUAUAAAACAACUCAUAAUAGAGAUCGAUGAUGAGAAAAAAGAAUAUGAAUGGCGAAAACUUUUACAGGGCGAUGCGGAAUCAAGAAAAUUAUCAAUUGUUGUAUCUUGUAGUUUAUGUCAUACAAAAGUUUAUACAGUAUUGGGCGCAGAUCCAUAUUUGCCUGAAACAGCAUUGUCUAAGGAAGAGUUGAAUAAUAUGUUAACAAACUGUCGAUUAACAUUACAGGCUCAAAAAGAAAAAUGA